Lasiodiplodia theobromae is the source of this 699-nucleotide messenger RNA. Its product is annotated as Aconitate hydratase 1. The coding region runs from base 1 to 699 and encodes 232 amino acids. Lineage: Eukaryota; Fungi; Ascomycota; Dothideomycetes; Botryosphaeriales; Botryosphaeriaceae. The transcript has a single exon. The record is from RefSeq and is a predicted model, not a curated record.
AUGGUCCUCCUCAAGCGCAUCUGCCCUCCAGAGCGGCGCAAGGCCGUGAUCGCCGUUUCGGCAUCACUCUCGCACCCCGCCGUCUCCAUCAACGCUCCUCCAGACCCAGAGCACCCAUUUCAGCUCCGCAUCUCGCUGCGGAUCGCUCAGACAACUCAGCCAGGAAGACCCAUAACUAUCCGUACCGACGGCACCGUCUUCCAACCUUCACACCCGUCAGACGAAUACGACACCCUCUCCCGCGGCGGCACCAGUCUCGUCUCCACCACGCCCAACAAGCGGCACAUUUCCCUAGGCAGAUUCAUUUCCCACAUCAAAGGGUACGAAGAUUACCCUGACGACCUCAAGGUGCGUCCGUUCACGCAUCUACUCACCAUUCCUGCCGACGGCGCUGUUGAGGUCGUGCAUGACUUUUCCAUCAGCCGCAUCUUCCGCCACGAGCAGCGGCUGACCAAGGACGACGUCGCGGGUGAAUCUUGGAAGGCCUAUCUCAAUGAUGGUUUCAUUGAAGCCACCUGGUGGCGUUGGGGUGACCUGGAGGGCGACCUGAAAGAGAAACACCUUCACAUUUGGCACGAAGGCUGCCGGAAUCGUCUACCCGAGCCAGAUGUUGAUGACACGUGGGUCCUGGGUUGCGAUCUGAGGGAGCUCAUUUUUGAGAAUCAGACUGAGGAUGCAAUCUUCCGCUUUGUCGAGUAG